Molecule: messenger RNA, 888 nt
Organism: Trypanosoma theileri
Lineage: Eukaryota; Euglenozoa; Kinetoplastea; Trypanosomatida; Trypanosomatidae
Exons: 1
Source: RefSeq, a predicted model, not a curated record
AUGCUGAGCGUUGCAUUUGUAUGCAUGGGAGCUGACCCUAACCCUGAUGUGGAACCUGGUCUUGGUGGUGCAGGUGUUUCUGAUUGCCCAAGUGGUUCUGAGUGUAAGGACACUGAGUCGAAACUACGGGAAACACCUGCACGUGGUCCUAGUGGUGAUACUGAGUGCAUUCCUGGUGGUACUCCUGAAUGUGCGAAAGCUGCCCCGAAUACUCUUGUGAAGUCUGAACCUGUAGUUGAACCUGUUGAUUCUAAGUGCACACCCGGUGGUACUACUGAAUCUAACACUGAUACUUCCAAAUGUGAGGAAACUAUCGGUAAACCUCCUCAUGAGAAAGGUGCACCUAAACCUAAUAAUCCUGAGUGCCAUGGUGGUACUCCUGAUCCUUCUGGUAAAUGUACUAAUCCUGCUGAGAGAAGUGAACGUGGUGGUGAUGGUUUGGAGUGCCCUGGUAACACUUCUCGUACUGCUGAUGGUAAUUGUACUUCUGAAUCACAACCAGCAGCACACCCAGUACCACAGCAAGAAAACGAACAUCAGCAAGAACAACAACCGGAUCUUAAUCGUGUGAGCACAGAUAAUGGCAGUGAACCAGCAGGAAGUGGAGACCUAGAAAAUACGUCAACCACAGAAGGACAGGCAACGACAUCAUCUGGAGACAGUGGUUCCAACAACACUAACCUACAAACUCAGCCAGAAAGUGCAAAUGAAGGUGGUGACAGUAAUCCCAGUAAUCAGACUGCUGCAGCUGCAGGUACGACUGGCACAGAAGGUUCACAUGAGAAUGGCAAUGCUGAUUCAACUUCAACCACCAUCACUACCACAACAACAACACUUCCUCCUGAACUCACAAACAACAAGAAGGGUGAUGCAGACAGCAGCAGCAGU